UUAUAUCGAUAUACAUAUGACCAUAUGAUUUUUCGAUUCCAAAUAAACUUGGUUACAACACGAGCACGUCUAAAAAAUAUUAAAAUAACCACAAUUUAAACACUGAGUAAAACCAGAUGAAGAAUUUGAACGUGAUAUUUGAACGGCAGAGUGACGCUUAAAAGGAAGAAACAUUUAACAUAUUACGGGAAAUACAGUUACCAGAGUCCGGUAAAUUCGUCAAUGGUCCUUGUCAAAAUGAUGCGAAAUUUUGGAAUUUUUUCAAUGAGAAAGAGUAAUUUGAUAAGCUUGUGGGGCUCCAAAGAACAGGCGUGGGCUUCCACAAUGCGAUUAUACUCUCCUUGCACUGGAUCAUAUAACUACAAUUGGCUAAAAUGUGAAGGUAGUAACAUAAUGCAACCGAAACGAAGUCUUCACGAAAACAGUAAUGUACAAACAUCCGCCAAAGAGAAGAAAAAUGUUCGAAAGCCUGAAGAUCUGGAGCGAGCCUACGAAGUUCUGCGAACCACGCUUCCCAAACUCUUUGUUGAACCGCUGAACUAUUCCAUAUACAGCCCAAACCUUAUAUUUCAGAACAAUAUUACCGGCAAGCACACAGUCGGUCUAUACCACUUUGUUAAGCAAAUUGCCAUUCUUCGAACUGUGGGUCACCUAAAGUACGCCUACGUUAAGUUUGAGGUUCUUAAAAUUACAAAGCAUCCCGACGACUACACCGUGCGCAUAAGGUGGCGCGUGAGGGGAAUAUCCGGCCUGAAGGUGAUGUUCCAGUUCUGGAAAUACAAGGUGUGGCAAUUGAAGGAAGUACUGAAGGAUCAGGAGGCAUGGUAUGAUGGAUUUUCCAUAUGCUACUUGGGAGAAAGCGGUCUAAUAGAAAAACACGUUGUUGACAAAGUUAUGCCGGAUGAGAGUCGAGAGUCUGUUGAAAAUGCCUCUGCAAUCACCCUGCCAACCGAGUCCCUGGCAGCGACAGCAUCCCAGAAACUAAGCUGUCAAUAAAACUGUAGCUAGAUUUAAAUGUUACUUAUUUAUUGCAUUAUUUUACAUAAUAAACAGCAACUGUGAAGAUGUUUAGUAA
Messenger RNA from Drosophila pseudoobscura, 1075 nucleotides. RefSeq lists its product as uncharacterized. NCBI's taxonomy places the organism in Eukaryota, Metazoa, Arthropoda, Insecta, Diptera, Drosophilidae. The coding region runs from base 223 to 996 and encodes 257 amino acids. The record is from RefSeq and is a predicted model, not a curated record. The transcript has a single exon.